This is a messenger RNA of Aspergillus tanneri, 2127 nucleotides long. RefSeq names its product translation termination factor GTPase eRF3 (gene SUP35). The coding region runs from base 1 to 2127 and encodes 708 amino acids. The transcript has 2 exons. Gene Ontology annotation, cellular component: translation release factor complex. Lineage: Eukaryota; Fungi; Ascomycota; Eurotiomycetes; Eurotiales; Aspergillaceae. Gene Ontology annotation, molecular function: GTP binding; translation release factor activity; GTPase activity. The record is from RefSeq and is a predicted model, not a curated record. Gene Ontology annotation, biological process: translational termination; nuclear-transcribed mRNA catabolic process, deadenylation-dependent decay; translation.
AUGGCCGACCAGACUCCUGACUCGUGGGAGGACGAGCUCUCCAGACAGACCGAGGGCGUUCAUUUGAACCAGAACGCACAAUCUCGACCCCAGCCUCAGGCUCCUACCUUCCACCCGGGAGCGAUGUCUUUUCAGCCUGGUGCUAAUGCUUUUGUUCCUGGACAGGCGUAUCAGGGAUACGGUGGUUUCCCUCAAUAUGGCCAAUACGGUCAGCAGCAAGCAUACAGCCAAUAUGGCGCAUACGCCCAACAACCCGGCGGUUACAAUCAGAACUUUAACCAACAGUACGGAGGUUACCAACAGCAGCAGUUUCCUCAACAACAGCGUCAGGCGGCCUCCGUCCCUACGCAGAAGCCUCAGGCCCCCGUGACUACCUCCCAGCCUGCCCCGUCAGCUGCGGCCCCUCCCAAAGCCAAGGUCCUGUCGAUCGGCGGUACCAGCAAUUCCGCCUCCGCUCCUAAGACGAAAGUUCUCUCGAUCGGUACUCCUUCGCCUGCCCCCUCGAACGCCCCAUCUUCCGAGUCCGGUACUCCUGGGAACUCUAAGGGGCCUGAGGCUGCCCAGGCGGCCGCUAAGGUGACUGCCACCAAAGCCAUUGAGAAGACCGAGAAGAAGGCGGAACAGAAAGCAGCGGCCAGUGGUACACCGUCUCCCGCACCCUCCGGUCGUUCCAGCCCCGGUCGGUCGAGCCCGGCUCGGGCAGAAGCUCCCAAGGCCGGCCGGGAUGCGAACGCUGUGGCAAUGGAGCAACAAGCGGAUGUGGACGAAGAAACCUUGAAGGAAAUCUACGGUGAAAAGAAGGAACAUGUGAACAUUGUAUUCAUUGGACAUGUCGACGCCGGAAAGUCUACUCUGGGUGGAUCAAUCCUCUACGUCACUGGUAUGGUAGACGAACGAACACUGGAGAAAUACAAGCGAGAUGCCAAGGAAGCUGGUCGAGAGACCUGGUAUCUUUCGUGGGCCCUGGAUCUCACCAACGAAGAGCGUGCCAAGGGAAAGACGGUCGAGGUUGGCCGUGCUCACUUUAAGCUUACUGUGCAGUCGCCCGACGGACCGGCUGAGCGGCAUUUCUCCAUCCUGGAUGCCCCCGGCCACAAGUCUUAUGUCCAUCACAUGAUUGGCGGUGCUUCGCAGGCAGAUGUGGGUGUUCUGGUUAUCUCCGCCCGAAAGGGUGAAUACGAGACCGGAUUUGAAAAGGGCGGACAGACCCGUGAGCACGCUCUCCUGGCGCGCAACAGUGGUGUCAAGAAGCUCAUCGUGGCUGUCAAUAAGAUGGACGACCCGACCGUUGAGUGGAGCAAGGCCCGUUUCGAUGAGUGCACGGUCAAGGUGUCGAAAUUCCUGGAGAACCUCGGUUACAAAAAAGAUGAUCUGACCUUCAUGCCUAUCUCCGCUCAGCGAACCUUGGGAGUCAAGGAUCGUGUUCCCAAGGACCUCGCGCCAUGGUACAACGGGCCCUCUCUCAUUGAAUACUUCACUGACAUGAAGAUGCCCGAGCGUAAGAUCAAUGCGCCUUUCAUGAUGCCCAUCACCGCCAAAUACCGUGAUAUGGGUACCAUGAUCGAAGGUCGUAUUGAGUCCGGCGUGAUCAAGAAGAAUGCUACCUGCAUCAUGAUGCCGAACCGCACGGACGUCCAGAUUACAGCCCUCUAUGGAGAGACCGAGGACGAAAUUCCGAACGCAACCUGCGGAGAUCAAGUCCGUAUGCGUCUUCGUGGAGUGGAAGAAGAGGACCUCCUACCCGGAUUCGUGCUUUGCUCGCCCAAGCGUCUGGUGCAUACGGUGUCUAGCUUCGAAGCCAAGAUUCGAAUCCUCGAGCUCAAGAACAUUCUCACCGCUGGCUUUAAUUGCGUGAUGCACGUGCACUCCGCCGUAGAGGAGGUCUCGUUUGGAGCCCUCCUUCAUAAGCUUGAGCCGGGCACCGGCCGGAAGAGCAAGCGUCCACCACCAUUCGCUAGCAAGGGUCAAACCAUCAUCGCUCGUCUCAAUGUGACGAGUACCGCUGGUGCUGUGUGUGUUGAGCGCUUCGAGGAUUACAACCAGAUGGGACGGUUCACUCUGCGAGACCAGGGACAAACCAUUGCCAUUGGUAUGAUUACCAAGCUCCUCACAGACGAAACCCAGUAG